Messenger RNA from Telopea speciosissima, 2010 nucleotides. Its product is annotated as pentatricopeptide repeat-containing protein At5g40410, mitochondrial-like. NCBI's taxonomy places the organism in Eukaryota, Viridiplantae, Streptophyta, Magnoliopsida, Proteales, Proteaceae. The record is from RefSeq and is a predicted model, not a curated record. Gene Ontology annotation, molecular function: protein binding; zinc ion binding; RNA binding. The transcript has a single exon. Gene Ontology annotation, biological process: RNA modification. Bases 41 to 1948 code for a protein of 635 amino acids.
AGUUUGAACGAUUCUUUUGAACUUCCAUGACGAUGGAUAGAUGAUAACGGGAGCUUCUUCCUUUCCUUCCUUCUGCUUCGGUUCCAGGAUUCUAAAGCAAAAGCACGUCGAUCUGAAAUUCUUGCUGCCCAACUUCAUUAUUACCAGAAGAUCCCUUUGGUCCUCCUCUCCUCCUGCUACGAGCUCCCCACGAUUCUCGGCGGAGUUGAUUCCAACAUCGGUUGCCCCGCGGUCACUACUUCCUUCUGUAAGCCCUUCUUCAAUCUCCCAUUGCCAGAUAAUUCAUUCCUGGAUAAUCAAAUCGGGAAAGUAUGGCGGCUUUGGGUUUGUUGGUGAUCGAUUGGUGGCUACUUAUGCAAAAUUCGGUCGUCUAGACUAUGCUCUGAACUUGUUUGAAGAAAUUCCUCACAAGGAUUUGGUGUCAUGGAAUUCCAUGAUUUCGGUGUUUUCACAGAGAGGGAGCUUGAGAGAUAACCUGAACAUUUUACGUAGGAUGAGAUCAGAGGUCGGCUUGGGGUUCAAUGAGGUGACACUCGUCUCGAUCCUCCCAGCUUGUGCCGCUGCCCAAGCUUUAGACGCUGGCGAAUGCAUCCAUGGUUACGCUGUGAAAACGGGGUUUUGUAUAGAGACUAAGGUUGUGAACUCCCUCAUUAACAUGUAUGGGAAAUGCGGUUCUGUGGAUGCAGCUUGUCGUUUGUUUCAGGCAAUGCCCUUGAAGACUUUAGUUUCGUGGAAUACGAUGGUUAUGAUUCACGCUCAAAGUGGAUUUGUUGAGGGUGCGAUCGAUCUCUUCAAUUCAAUGAGAAGAGCUAGCAUCAAGCCCGAUCGAGUUACCAUCAUGACCUUGCUUCAAUCUUGUGCGGAUUUAGCUGCAGAGAGAACAGCAAAGGCCAUUCAUGGCUGCAUCAUGAAUUCGGGGUUCAAUUCAGAUGUGGCCAUUGCUACUGCUCUUAUAAUUGCGUACGCAAAAUCAGGGGGAUUGGAUGCUUUUCAUGACGUUUUCCAUGAGCUUAAAAACCCAGAUAUGAUAGCUUGGACCGCCAUGCUUGCAGGCUAUGCCACACAUGGUCAUGGAAAAGAAACAAUCACUAUCUUCAAUCUCAUGGUUAAGGAAGGAUUGGAGCCUGAUCAUGUGACCUUCACACACGUCUUGAGCGCUUGUAGUCACUCAGGCCUAGUCGUAGAGGGCAAGAAAUAUUUUGAGGUUAUGUCAAAUGUUUAUGGAGUGGAGCCAAGGGUGGAUCAUUAUUCAUGCAUGGUUGAUCUACUUGGUCGGUCUGGGCUUUUAGAAGAAGCGCUUGAGCUAAUUCAGAGUAUGCCCAUCAAGCCAAAUGCUGCUGUUUGGGGGGCAUUGCUGGGUGCUUGUAGGAUCCACAAUAACAUUGAACUUGGGAAAGAAGUUGCAGAGAGAUUGUUUGAAAGUGAUCCAUUAGACCCCAGGAACUAUAUCAUCCUAUCAAAUAUGUAUUCUGCAGCAGGUUUAUGGGCAGAUGCCUCUAGGAUCAGGGCUUUAAUGAAGGACAGAGGACUCAAAAAGAGCCCUGGGUGCAGCUUCAUCGAACAUGGAAACAAAGUCCACCGAUUCGUAGUGGAUGAUCGGUCUCAUCCAGAGUCUGAGAAGAUACAUGCUAGGUUAGAAGAACUUAUUGAGAAGAUGCGUCGAAUUGGUUUUGUUCCUAAGACAGAAUUUGUUCUACAUAAUGUUGAUGAGGAAGUGAAAGAGGGUAUGAUCAACAAACAUAGUGAGAAGCUAGCAAUUGCAUUUGGGCUUCUGGUGAAGGGUGAGGGAAUGCCUAUAAUGAUAACUAAGAACCUUAGAAUCUGUGGGGAUUGUCACAGUGCUGCAAAGUUCAUGUCGUUGAUAGAGAAUCGUAUAAUUGUCAUUCGAGAUUCAAAACGAUUCCACCAUUUCGCCAAUGGAUUGUGCUCCUGUGGAGAUUAUUGGUAACCCUCAUUCUGCUUCUUGAGCUCUGAUUAUUUACAAAAGCUGUCAAAUGUAAUUUUGUUUAA